CAGGCGAACGGAGGCCGGACACCCCUGUUUCGGCCGCCUUGUCCAAGAAAAACAAUGCAACUUCUUUCCCUACUUGCACUCCAAGCAUACCCUUAAUUACUCGCCGAUUCCUGCAGCGGCAGGACUAUAUAUACACGGCUCGCCUCGCCUUCGUUCCUCACCAAAAUCUACAACCAACGAACUGCAAAGCAGAGACAGCGACAGAGAUCCAUCUUCUUUCUCUUCGAGUUCUUGGAGCUAGCGACCGACAGGGACAGCGAUGGCGACCGCCGGGAAGGUGAUCAAGUGCAAAGCGGCGGUGGCAUGGGAGGCCGGGAAGCCGCUGUCGAUCGAGGAGGUGGAGGUGGCGCCGCCGCAGGCCAUGGAGGUGCGCGUCAAGAUCCUCUACACCGCCCUCUGCCACACCGACGUCUACUUCUGGGAAGCCAAGGGGCAAACUCCGGUUUUCCCUAGGAUCUUGGGCCAUGAAGCUGGAGGCAUUGUUGAAAGUGUCGGAGAGGGUGUGACGGAGCUAGUGCCGGGCGACCAUGUCCUCCCGGUGUUCACCGGCGAGUGCAAAGACUGUGCCCACUGCAAGUCAGAGGAGAGCAACCUUUGUGACCUCCUUAGGAUCAACGUGGAUCGUGGCGUGAUGAUCGGGGAUGGGCAGUCACGCUUCACCAUCAACGGGAAACCCAUCUUCCACUUUGUCGGGACCUCCACCUUCAGUGAGUACACCGUCAUUCAUGUCGGUUGCCUCGCCAAGAUCAACCCUGAGGCGCCCCUUGACAAAGUUUGUGUUCUCAGCUGUGGUAUCUCAACUGGACUUGGUGCUACCCUCAAUGUCGCGAAACCGAAAAAGGGUUCCACGGUGGCCAUAUUCGGUCUUGGAGCUGUAGGCCUUGCUGCCAUGGAAGGGGCCAAGAUGGCUGGGGCAGCAAGGAUCAUUGGUGUGGAUUUGAACCCUGCAAAAUACGAACAAGGUACGAUCUGCCUCAGGCAAAACAAGGAUAUCUUGGUAAAUAUUGUUGGAUGGAACACUGAACAUCCUGUCCAUUAUUUUUCAGCUAAGAAAUUUGGAUGCACUGACUUUGUGAACCCAAAGGACCACACCAAGCCAGUGCAAGAGGUGCUUGUCGAGAUGACCAAUGGCGGAGUCGACCGUGCGGUUGAGUGUACUGGCCACAUCGACGCCAUGAUCGCCGCCUUCGAAUGUGUCCAUGAUGGGUGGGGCGUGGCGGUGCUGGUGGGCGUCCCACACAAGGAGGCGGUGUUCAAGACAAGCCCGAUGAACUUGCUCAACGAGAGGACCCUGAAGGGCACCUUCUUCGGCAACUACAAGCCGCGGACCGACCUCCCGGAAGUCGUGGAGAUGUACAUGAGGAAGGAGCUGGACGUGGAGAAGUUCAUCACCCACAGCGUGCCCUUCUCGCAGAUCAACACGGCGUUCGACCUCAUGCUCAAGGGGGAGGGCCUGCGCUGCGUCAUGAGGAUGGACGAGUAGAUCGCUUCUUAUCCAUCGUUUUAACAUUUGGUGCUUGAGAAGCACAGGCAAUUUUUUUUAGAAAACCUCCGUCGGGUAAUAAUCGUGUGUGCUAGUCGUGAGAUGUGCAUGUUCAUCUCUAUGCUCUUUGUUUAGUGUUCACGGUUUGGUCUUUGGUUUCAUUGUGUCUAUCGGCAGCUUUCAGUUGGCAUGUAAAUUACUAUUAAUAAUUGUGUCCCAACAGUAAUACUAGCGUGCAAUUUCUGUGUUAACAUUGGCGUCUUCCGUUGCAAA
Messenger RNA from Aegilops tauschii subsp. strangulata, 1756 nucleotides. The record is from RefSeq and is a predicted model, not a curated record. Lineage: Eukaryota; Viridiplantae; Streptophyta; Magnoliopsida; Poales; Poaceae.